Messenger RNA from Pristis pectinata (smalltooth sawfish), 6931 nucleotides. RefSeq lists its product as uncharacterized. Gene Ontology annotation, molecular function: metalloendopeptidase activity. Bases 118 to 2571 code for a protein of 817 amino acids. Gene Ontology annotation, biological process: proteolysis. Gene Ontology annotation, cellular component: plasma membrane. NCBI's taxonomy places the organism in Eukaryota, Metazoa, Chordata, Chondrichthyes, Rhinopristiformes, Pristidae. The record is from RefSeq and is a predicted model, not a curated record. The transcript has 22 exons.
UCAAACUCGUUUCUCAGGUCCGUUUGCAUGUUUUUUCAUACCUGACUACAAGGUAAACGGGCCAGAGUAAAACUUAAGAAACUGCGAGUGGUUGAGGCGCAGAAUGAGCCCUGGUAAAUGGCGUGGGGUCUGAUCACUGGGUGCCUGCCCCGACCACCCCAUCGGAUGUUGCUGUUUGUGGAGCUUUUGCUGCUGGGAUUCUGUGUUAACAGCGGGACAGGUGCAUCAUCUCAUCAAGCAUCUCAUCUGUCUGCCUAUGAAAUCACAAUUCCUAAACUUAUACGGGAACAGCUGAAACGAAAUGUUGACCAGGAACAAUGGACGGAUUGUGAAUCAUAUUCAAUUGAUUUGGAAGGCAAGGAGUAUAUAUUAAAACUAGAAAAAAAUAAGAAGCUGCUUAGUAAGGAUUUUGUGCAAUAUACAUUUGGUAAAGGUGGCAAAAUGAAGUCAUCUCAACCCAAGAUUCAGGUCCACUGUUAUUACCAUGGGAUUGUGGAAGGUGUUAGUAAUUCAAAGGUUUUGCUCAGCACUUGUGAGGGCAUCAGGGGAGUUAUUUAUAUUCUUGAAAAAGGUUUUGUAAUUGAGCCCUUGGAAGGUUCAUCCACAUUUGAGCACCUAAUCUACCGAAUGGAAGACCUGGAGGCAGAACCCUCUGUGUGUGGUGUACCUCACCAUGACAGUCCUGCGACUCAUAGCCAUCAUCACUUGAACUACGGAAGUUUACUACAGAAUCCGAGGGUAAAGCGUGCAGUUGUACCAAAAACCAAUUAUGUGGAGUUGGUUUUGGUUGUUGAUAAUGACAAAUAUAAUCUUCACAACAGAAAUGAAACUCUGAUUCAGCAUCAAAUGGUUCAAUUGAUUCAUACUGUAAAUGGAAUGUAUAGCUCUCUGAAUGUUGGUGUCAUAUUGACUGGUCUGGUGAUCUGGAAAGAUGAAGAUCAGAUUGCUAUCACUACAAAUGCUGGGGAGGUUUUGAAUAAUUUUGUAAGGUGGCGUCAACGAGUCCUGCUCCCUGAGAAGCAACAUGACAGUGGACAUCUGAUUCUAGGUAAAGCACAGUUUAGAGGAAUUCUAGGACUGGCCUUUGUGGGCACAGUCUGUUCUUCCGGGCUUGGAGGUGGAAUUAAUGUCUUUGCAGACAGUAAUCUGGCAAGGGCUGCAACACUUCUUGCUCAUGAAUUAGGGCAUAACAUGGGCAUAGGACAUGAUAAUAAUCGACCGUGUAAAUGUCCAGACCCUCGUUGCAUCAUGUAUGGUUCUCUUACAGAGUCCACGAACUUCAGUAACUGCAGUGAGAGUGAUUUUUUAAACCUGAUUGUGAAUAGAGGAGGAUUAUGUCUUCAAAAUAAACCCAAUGUGGAAGAUGAAUAUUCCUUACCAUCCUGUGGCAAUAAUAUUGUGGAUGAGGGAGAGGAAUGUGACUGUGGAACACCAGAGAAAUGUACCAAUCCCUGCUGCACUGCACUCACUUGUACUUUAACAUCGGGAUCAGACUGUGCCCAUGGAGAGUGCUGUAAAGACUGCAAAUUCCAUCCUGCAGGAACUUUAUGCAGAGCCGCAGAUGGUGCCUGUGACCUCCCAGAGUACUGCAAUGGCUCAUCGCCCUUCUGCCAGCCUGAUGUCUUUAUCCAGAAUGGAUAUCCAUGUGCAAACUUUACAACAUACUGCUAUGAAGGUGUAUGUCAGACCUAUGACCAACAGUGUCAGGCUCUCUUUGGCUCCACUUCACAGCGUGCACCAGAUAAAUGUUUCCUACAUGCAAACUCGCAAGGGGACAGGUUUGGGAACUGUGGACUCCAAAAUAUGAAAUUCAUUAGCUGCAAGCCAAGCAACGUUGCCUGUGGUAAAAUUCAAUGUAUUAAAGUGACAGAGAAACCUUAUGGUGUUGACACAAGCACUUCAUUUAUUGAUGGUAUUGAAUGUGUGAAUGCUGACUUCCAUGUGGGCACAGAUGUCACUGAUCCUUCUUAUGUGAAUACAGGCACUGGCUGUGGCAAGGACAAGGCCUGCAAAAACUUUGAAUGUGUUAGCGCUGACAACCUGGGAUAUGAUUGUAAUGUCACAGAGAAAUGCAAUAACCACGGUGUUUGCAAUAAUAAGAAGAACUGCCACUGUGAUGAUGGGUGGGCACCACCUGAUUGUGCAACUCGUGGACAUGGAGGAAGCAUAGAUAGUGGACCCACACGCAUAGAUACAUCACUUCGAGAUGGCUUGCUGAUAUUUUUCCUUUUGGUGGUCCCAGUCCUUUUAUUGAUUGGCGUGUUAAUUUUUUUCAAACGUAAUGCAAUAAAGCAAUCAUGGAGAAAGAGGAAUUCUUCACACAGAAGAGCACAAAAUAGAAGACAACAACAGAACACUCCCUCAAACCAAAACAAUCAGAAAAAUAAUGCGACUCUUUCCACAACAAGGACAAGGGUCUAUGAGAAUGUCACUCCACAGAGGCCAGGUACUUCAACAGAAAAUCAAGCUUCUCCUGCACCAAGAUAUCAAACUCCUGUUGUACCUUCUAGACCUCCUGUGCCUCCAAGACCUCCUGUGCCUCCAAGACCUACUGUGCCUCCCAGCAUCUAAGUUUGGUCUACAGCAGUUAAUGGAAAUCUAGUAUUUGAAUUAUAUUUUGUCAUAUUGCUGAUUGCAUAAGAAUCUCAGAAAAGCAAACGCCAAAACAAAAAACUACUUGGUUUCCUCAUAUUAUUGCUAAUUAUAACAAUCCCUAUUAAAAAAUGGUUACUCUAGACAUAGUGCUGUUGAAGUUUUAAUAGAAAUGCAGCACUUUAGAGUCAUGGUUGGGAUUACAUUAGAGUUUAGGAAGCAAAGUUACAAUCUCAGGAAUAUUAUUUUUUAAAUAGAACUACACAGGCAAAAACUGAAAUUGUUAAUAACAGUACUUUACAGAUGAGAUAGCCAACUCAUGGUAGCUUGAUUUUAUUACUUAGAAAAUAAUCAUUGAUCUUCAAAGUUUGGAUCACACAGUGCCAUGCCUGAACUGUACAUAAAGUUGCUCAGGCAAUUUAUAGUCUUCCAAGACACCUAUCUUAAAUAAAAUAAAUUCUUGAAACAUGUAAAUAGAGAUGCCACUGCAGAUGUAGGACCAUGACUGUAAAAUUCAGAUCCAAAAUGCAAGAACACAUCGCAAGUAAACCACCUAAUUAUUCCCAGGUGCGGAGUGGCCUAACCAGUGAACCUUAAAAAGUCAUGAAAAGUACAGGAAUUUUUUGCUUAUCUUUAUGGGACUAGGAAAACCAAAAGUUCCACUCUGGGCAUCCCAGAAGUUCUGAGCCAUUGCUACCCCACCCCAUUCCCUAGGCACGGUCUUCCACUUAGUUCACCAUCACAACGUACUGGAUUCCUGUCCUCUCCAGGUGGGCUUCGACCAUUAUCCAAAGGCUGAAGUGGACUUAAGUAAAGCCAUUACUCUGUUGACUGGUUCUGGGCAGUGAAAUUUCUUGACAGGGCUAACCAGUAUGUGCCUUCGCAUUUGUUUAUUUUAUGUUCAUUUACUUACUGCACAUUAUAAAUGUGCAUGUUCCUCGUAGCCAUCACUAUAUGUGUCUACAUUUAUCUUCCAAUCACCACCAUUCUACUUGCAUGGACCCACUAUAUGUAUAUUUUUGAUGCAGAAUAAUUUUUGAUCAAAAGUGAAAAGUAGUUGCUUACACAUUGGCAUUAUCAGGGACACCAAGGUCAAAUGUAAUAAAUGGAUACUUUAUUGGGAAGGAAGUUGUCAAUUCAUUCGCAACUACUUUUAACUUUCUGGAAGAAUGAAAUCAAAUUGGUUGAAAGGCUUGUGAUUUUAUAAUGUAAAAAUGGAAAAUGCCACUUUAACAGUGAUUUAGGUUGAAAUACUUUAAAGGAGAUGUUUUUCCAAGCUGAUCCACAAAGAAUUCUUCAGAGCUUCAAUAUUCCACAGCUAAAUUGCUUCAAGCACUUUGUUUGAAUUAUUUGUCCACAAAAAUAAAAUGUUAACAAAUACUUUUAGUAGAUCUCCCCAUGAAAAUAUAAUAUUAAAACUCCACUUCUAUUUAAUUUUAAAAUUAUUAAAUUAUCAUCAGUAUAAUCCAAUGGUAUUUGAACUACCUGAGCGAAGAGUAAAAAAUUUAACAUUUGAAUCUAAUGGUUUGUAAUUUUUCUACAAAUCCAAAUCAAGAUCUGCUGCUGAGGCCAGGUUAACUGUUAGGAUAUUGCUCUGGACACAAGAAAGGGGAAAGUUUCCACCGAUGUGUGAGUUCUUGAGGGUAAAUGUCACCUUCCUGGAUCUUCACCUAUAUUGGGACCACCUCUUAUAUACUUAAAUUCCUGGCUAACCACAAGGAAUGGCUUUUACAGGUGUAUUCAUUAGGAAAUUUGAGAGGAUAUAAAAUUAUAUCUAAAACUGAAAAAAUUGCCCUGUAAAAACUUAAGAGAUGAAUUUCACAGAUCUACUUCUGACUACUUAAUGACUAGAAUAUCCAGAAAGCAACGUGUGUACAUUGUUAAAUAAAAAGUAAUUAAUAUAAUAUUUCUAAGUAGAACCUUUUGUUCUUUGGAAAAGUAACUUCCUGCAGAUAUGCUUCUUUGACGUCUACUAGACAGAAGCCAACAUUAAACACAUCUGCAUUGUCUGAGAUUAUUGAGUAUGAUUUGUCUCCUUGCCAAUUACAAUCUUAUUCUUUAAAAAGUGGGAUUGAAAUUUAUCUUUUGAGAUUUGCAAUAAACAUGCAUUGCAUGAUGGUUGUACGAGGUUCCAAAAUUCAAUUCUGUUGAAGUUGGUGGAACUGAAUUAUGGGAGUACCAUGCCCAGUCACAAUUACACAUCAUAUUUAACACAAGACAACGAGUACUUUUUAAUGUUUUGCCUGUUAAAACACCUUAAGUGUUCUGUCUAUGAAAGAAUAGGGAUUGCUCUUAAAUUACACCUUCCUCCAAAUAUUGCAAUUUUGAAUUUUAAACAGAUAUGAUUGAUUUUGAUCAUGAUAUUUUGUGCUGUGGUAAAUCACAAUGGGAUUAUAAAAUAACUGUUCUUGAACCUAAAGGUGUUACAAUUAAAUCAAAUAUUGUACUGUAUUACUGUAUAAAACUGUAUUCCAUGAACUAGUUUGGUAAGAAUCAUCUGUAUUUAUUCAUUUGAAUUAUCAUUCAGCUAAUUAAUGCAGAAAUCUUUAAUUUUAUACCUAUUGUGAAAAAAACAGAAUGCAGAAGAAUGUUUUACUCUGUUAUUCUCUUGUACAUAUUCUGGGGAUGUGAUAUCCAGUCAUAUAGCUCAGAACUCUCAGUAUUUUGAAAAUAUAGAUUCAUAAAUUUGCUAUGUUUUUCUAAUGAUCACUAAAUGAAGGAAAUGAUACAGUAGAAAUUUGUAGUUAUAUAAUGUAAGCAAUUCCAGAAUUCACCUAGUACUUCUAUGUAAAUGCCACAAAUUGUGUUUCAGCACUUGUUUCUAAUCACAUUACCUCUUCUUAUUAGGAACCACACUAUUUCUAUAACAACAGUUACUUCUCUUAAGCACAGAAGCACACUCUCAGGUAUUCAUGGAAGUGGUAUCAACAAAAUUAGACAGAAAACCACAUGAGAAGGUAUUAGUGCAGAUUGCCAAAAGCUUGGUCAAAGUUUUAAGGGUGUCUUAAUGAAAGAAAGGAACAUAGAGCACCAGGAAUGCUCAGGGAGGAAAUUCCAUGGCGUAAGGCCUUGGCAGAUGAAGGCAUGGCUGUUGUGGGAGGUCAGUAACCCUCUGCACCUACAGCAUCCAAUUGAAACUCAGGUUCAUUUGUUCACUGGUUUAUUUAAGCAUAUACAAGGAAACUACCCAGAUACAGAUUUCUGCAAUGACUUUAAAAUCACACUCAUGCAGACAUAAUUAUACUCUGGGCAUAAUUAUAUGUGACCUGCAUCAAUUAAUUCAAAGGUUACACAUCAGAGAUGAGCACUUUCUUGACCAAUGAACAUUUAAUUAUGACUCCUUGACUAGCCCAAGAUGAGAUCUCUGUCCCUGGUCAGUAUCUGUUCAUAAAACAUCCCUUUGAUUCAAUUAAUCAUUCAGUGCCACAUGUCUUCAAUGGUCAUUUGUGUUCAAAGGGCUGUUAAUAGUAGCCACAUUUCAUCUGGUGAACACAAAUCUAUCACUUCUCUCUGCCUUGCUGCAGAGGGUAAUUGUUUUAGGAACAACUUUACAGUAUCUUUUACAUAUGGUGGCAACAGGGCAACUAGGUCUUCCCUAUACAUCUCCAUCUAUAUUGCCACAGACAUUACUACUUCUACCUUCCUAUAAUUCUAAGCAACAAGAUGUUACCUUAAAGAGAACUUUCCAGUGGGAUUGUUUGUUAAUAAUUGUACUCCCACUCUGUUUAGUAGGGCAGGGAUGUUUUCUGUUUGUAUUCGGAAAACAUUUUUCUUGCUUUAGGUUUUAGAUGACUUGUGUCUCUACCUUUUUACAUUCUGACCCUGAGCACUACAGUUUUGUGCAGAUCGUGCGGGAUUGAUGAUUAUUCUGAAAUAAUUACCAUUCGGUAUUAUUUCAUAAAAUUUGAAUUUACUUUGAUUUUUAAUUUUAAAUUUCAACUUUGAUUUAAUUGCUUCUACUUCACUACUUUUUAGUAAAAUUAAUACUUCAGAAACUCAUCUUCUAUGUUAAUUGUAUGGAUCCAAUGUUCUACUUUAAGAUAUUCAGUUUGUGGCUUCAGUAAACUAUAAGGAGGUUAAGUGAAACUUUUGGCAUCAGUUAAAGCAACCUAUAAUUCCAUGUUACAGCUUGUGUCAACAGUUCCCCAACCUUACCAGCUUAUCGUGCACUCAUUACUUAAUCUCUCUACAUCCUUUUAUCUGCAUCUUUAAACUUAUUAAAAAUCUCUACAUUUGCAGAGCAUUUCUAGUUUGAUUUUAUUUCAGUUUUUCUAGCAUCCACAGUAUUUUGCUUUUGUAUAUUAUAUGAAAGAAAUGAAACAAGUGAAUUUGUUUUCAA